Phaeoacremonium minimum UCRPA7 is the source of this 687-nucleotide messenger RNA. Its product is annotated as putative duf636 domain protein. The record is from RefSeq and is a predicted model, not a curated record. Lineage: Eukaryota; Fungi; Ascomycota; Sordariomycetes; Togniniales; Togniniaceae. Gene Ontology annotation, molecular function: carbon-sulfur lyase activity. Bases 1 to 687 code for a protein of 228 amino acids. The transcript has a single exon.
AUGAAAUCCGAUCCCAAUCCAAGCGAGAUUUCAACCCCAGCCGCUGGGGAUGAUGUCCUCCCAGCAGAGUGCCACUGCGGCAACGUCAAGUUCCACCUCACCCGUCCCAACGAGGCGAGCACGCACCCGCGCUCGCAGUUCCCAGACCUCAUGAUCGCCUACCACGAAGGCUCGCCCAUCACCCCCAACCCGGACAACGUCAAGUGGUGGCUGCGCGCCGGCAGCACGAAAUACCUCGCCGGCACCUGCACGUGCCGGUCGUGCCGACUGAUCUCGGGCUUCGAGGUGCAGACGUGGACGUUCGUGCCGCGGCCCAACAUCCUCUUCCACGUCUCGUCCGGGCACGCGGACGCGGAGGGCACCGUGCCGCUCGACUUCGGCACGCUGCCGCGCGGCAUCCUGCAGGGCUACGAGUCCUCGCCGGGCGUGCUGCGCGAGUUCUGCCCCGUGUGCGGCGCCACCGUCUUCUGGCACGACAAGUGGCGGCCGGACGUGAUCGACGUGAGCGUUGGCCUGCUGCGCGCGGAGAGUGGUGCCAGGGCAGAGGGCUGGUUGGACUGGUGGAAGGGGAGGGUGAGUUUUGUCGAGGAUGCGGAGCUGGAUAGGAAAGGCUGGCCUGCGAGAUGGGCGGUCGAUCUGGCCCAGGGGCUAGAGGAAGGGUUGAAGAAGGAGGAUAAGAAGGAGUGA